AGAUGGCUAACAGCUAGAGCAGGCUGUCCUCGGAGGGCCUGAGACACACAGGUUUCACAACCAGAAAUGCAGGGGUUCAAAUCCCAGACCUGCUACUUACUGGCUGUGACCUUAAGCAGUGCACUUAACCUCUCUGGGCCCCAAUCUUCUCAUCUGCAAAGUGGGUGUCCUCAGUGUCUGCCUCAUAGAGUCAGUAGAGGAUAAGUGAGAUGAUCUCCGUACAGCCCUCAGCACAGGUCUGACACACAGUAGGCAUUCAGCAAACUGUAAGUGCCUUGUAAUGGUAAUGACUACCCUCCGUGGGCUCAUUCUCUCUGGGACCAAGAGGCCGACAAAUGGAUCUGAUCACUGGGAAGUGCUGCUUGGCUAGAGGUUCUCCCCUGAGGAUCUGGGGUCCUGAAUGGUGUUGGGCCACCUGGGCCUUGGGUGGGCUCUAGCCAGACGAGCAUUCAUCCCCUCCUGAGUCCCAGAGCACAGAAUAUCAGAAUUGGACAGAAAAUAUCUGCCCUCCCUUCCUAUUAUAAAGAGAAACUGAGGCACAGAAAGGCGCAGACAGUGACCCAAGGGUCCAGCAGGAGCUACUGGCAAAGCCAGGGUUUCCCCAACCAGGCUCAGUCAUGGCUGGUGGCCAGCAACUCACCUCCCUAGGAGGCUGAGGCGGCCCAUGUAGGUGUGGAGUGGGAAAUGGGGGCCAGCCUUUAUCUGCUGCUCCCUUCUGCCCUCUUGCUCCUGGCUUCACCCAGGGAAGGGGGGGAUGAUUAGAAAGUCGAGGGCAUUCUGCUUUUUUCUCCUUACUAAUCGCCCCCUUUGUCCUGUGGGUUUCGUUUGUUUUCCUCAUCUCUGGACCCCCAUUUGCCAUAAGGAAAACAGAUGUUCGAGGACAGAAAUGGAAAGACCCCAGCUGGGAGGCUGCAGAUAGUGCAUCAGCUGGGGUGGCGUUGGGCGGUGUGGAACAGGGACCUACAUAGAGGCUGAGGUUUCUUAUAUAAGGAAAGGCUGGAGGUGGCACUCCAGGCCUCUGUGGCACCACUGGGGACCCCAGCUCCCUGGUCUCUCGGCCCUGCCAUCCUUAGCAGGCAGCUUUAGCCCUCAUGUGUGGUCACCUCAUGGUAUCGCCUUGGCUGCCCCACCUCCCACUUUAUCUCCACAUUCCAGGCGGGAGGAGGAGAAGGGCAGAGGGCUCCCCAAUCACUUCUGCCCACAUCUCAUUGGCCAGAACCAGGUCACAUCACAGGGCCACCUCUAGCUGCAAGAGAAUCUGGGAAGCUGAGCAAUUCAAACCAGGCACACUGCUGCCCCCCACACAACUGGGGUUCUGCCGUACAGAAGAGGAGACUGGAUCUUUGGAGACAUUCCAUCUCCAGACAGCCAGAGACACUCCAGAAUGGAGGUCCUGAGGGAGAAGGUGGAGGAGGAGGAGGAGGCCGAGCGGGAGGAGGCGGCCGAGCGGGCUGAAUGGGUGAGGAUGGAGAAAAUGAUGAGGCCAGUCGAGGUGCGGAAGGAGGAAACCACCUUGAAGCAGGAGACGCUCAGAGACCUGGAGAAGAAGCUGUCGGAGAUCCAGAUCACCGUCUCAGCGGAGCUGCCGGCCUUUACCAAGGACACUAUUGACAUCUCCAAGCUGCCCGUUUCCUACAAAACCAACACACCCAAGGAGGAACACCUGCUGCAGGUGGCAGACAACUUCUCCCGCCAGUACAGCCAUCUGUGCCCGGACCGUGUGCCCCUCUUCCUGCACCCCCUGAAUGAGUGUGAAGUGCCCAAGUUCGUGAGCACAACCCUCCGGCCCACACUGAUGCCCUACCCCGAGCUCUACAACUGGGACAGCUGUGCCCAGUUUGUCUCCGACUUCCUCACCAUGGUGCCCCUGCCUGACCCCCUCAAGCCGCCCUCGCACAUGUACUCCUCGACCACUGUGCUCAAGUACCAGAAGGGGAACUGCUUUGACUUCAGUACGCUGCUCUGCUCCAUGCUUAUCGGCUCUGGCUAUGAUGCUUACUGCGUCAACGGCUACGGCUCACUGGACCUGUGCCACAUGGACCUGACGCGGGAGGUGUGCCCACUCACUGUGAAGCCCAAGGAGACCAUCAAGGAGGAGGAAAAGGUGCUGCCUAAGAAGUAUACCAUCAAACCCCCCAGGGACCUGUGCAGCAGGUUUGAGCAGGAGCAAGAGGUGAAGAAGCAGCAGGAGAUCAGAGCCCAGGAGCAGAAGCGGCUGAGGGAGGAGGAGGAGCGCCUCAUGGAGGCGGAGAAGGCAAAGCCGGAUGCCCUGCAUGGCCUGCGGGUGCACUCCUGGGUCCUUGUGCUAUCGGGAAAGCGCGAGGUGCCUGAGAACUUCUUCAUCGACCCAUUCACAGGACAUAGCUACAGCACCCAGGAUGAGCACUUCCUGGGCAUCGAAAGCCUGUGGAACCACAAGAACUACUGGAUCAACAUGCAGGAUUGCUGGAACUGCUGCAAGGACUUGAUCUUUGACCUGGGUGACCCUGUGAGGUGGGAGUACAUGCUCCUGGGGACUGAUAAGUCUCAGCUGUCCUUGACUGAAGAAGACGACAGUGGGAUAAACGAUGAGGAUGAUGUGGAAAAUCUGGGCAAGGAGGAUGAGGAUAAGAGCUUCGACAUGCCCCACUCGUGGGUGGAGCAGAUUGAGAUCUCCCCGGAAGCAUUUGAGACCCGCUGCCCAAACGGGAAGAAGGUGAUUCAGUACAAGAGGGCAAAGCUGGAGAAGUGGGCCCCGUACCUCAACAGCAAUGGCCUUGUGAGCCGCCUCACCACCUACAAGGACCUGGAGUGUACCAAUAUUUUGGAGAUAAAGGAGUGGUACCAGAACCGGGAAGACAUGCUGGAGCUGAAACACAUGAACAAGACCACAGACCUAAAGACAGACUACUUCAAGCCCGGCCACCCCCAGGCUCUGCGCGUGCACUCGUACAAGUCCAUGCAACCUGAGAUGGACCGUGUCAUUGAGUUUUACGAAACGGCCCGUGUGGAUGGCCUGAUAAAGCGGGAGGAGACACCCAGGACAAUGACAGAGUACUAUCAAGGACGCCCAGACUUCCUCUCCUACCGCCAUGCCAACUUCGGACCCCGAGUCAAGAAGUUCACUCUGAGCAGUGCAGAGUCAAACCCCCGGCCCAUUGUGAAAAUCACAGAGCGGUUCUUCCGCAACCCAGCGAAGCCCGCGGAGGAGGACGUGGCAGAGCGCGUGUUUCUGGUUGCGGAGGAGCGCAUCCAGCUGCGCUACCACUGCCGUGAGGACCACAUCACCGCCUCCAAGCGCGAGUUCCUGCGGCGCACCGAGGUGGACAACAAGGGCAACAAGAUCAUCAUGACGCCCGACAUGUGCAUCAGCUUCGAGGUGGAGCCCAUGGAGCACACCAAGAAGCUGCUCUACCAGUACGAGGCCAUGAUGCACCUGAAGAGGGAGGAGAAGCUGUCCAGACAUCAGGUCUGGGAGUCAGAGCUGGAGGUGCUGGAGAUUCUGAAGCUUCGAGAGGAAGAGGAGGCAGCGCACACACUGACCAUCUCCAUCUAUGACACCAAACGGAAUGAAAAGAGCAAGGAGUAUCGGGAGGCCAUGGAGCGCGUGAUGCAUGAAGAGCACCUGAGGCAGGUGGAGACCCAGCUGGACUACCUGGCCCCAUUCCUGGCCCAGCUCCCGCCAGGAGAGAAAUUAACACGCUGGCAGGCGGUGCGCCUCAAGGAUGAGUGCCUCAGCGACUUCAAGCAGCGGCUCAUCAACAAGGCCAACCUCAUCCAAGCCCGCUUUGAGAAGGAGACCCAGGAGCUGCAAAAGAAGCAGCAGUGGUACCAGGAGAACCAGGUGACGCUGACACCCGAGGAUGAAGACCUGUACCUGAGUUACUGCUCUCAGGCCAUGUUCCGCAUUCGCAUCCUGGAGCAGCGCCUCAAUCGACACAAGGAACUGGCCCCACUGAAGUACCUGGCUCUGGAGGAAAAGCUCUACAAGGACCCACGCCUGGGGGAGCUCCAGAAAAUAUUCGCUUGAUGUCCCUCCUGUGGCCUCAGCCAGAGCUGCCAGAGAAAGGAAACCUCUUCCCGCAGCCUGGCUCCUGUGUUCCCUCUACCCAGCCAAUGCCUGUUUAUACAGACACCUGACCUCACUGCCAGCCCACCUCCCCUACAGCCCUGUUUGUUCCUGCUUCUCAUGAUUUUCCUGUAAAUAAACACACUCCUAAUUUGCCAUUUGUGCCUCCCACUUCACAAGC
Molecule: messenger RNA, 4229 nt
Organism: Pongo pygmaeus (Bornean orangutan)
Lineage: Eukaryota; Metazoa; Chordata; Mammalia; Primates; Hominidae
Gene: DRC7
Product: dynein regulatory complex subunit 7
Exons: 19
Coding region: 1385-4009 (874 amino acids)
Biological process (GO): flagellated sperm motility
Cellular component (GO): motile cilium
Source: RefSeq, a predicted model, not a curated record